Saccostrea echinata is the source of this 2824-nucleotide messenger RNA. RefSeq lists its product as uncharacterized. Gene Ontology annotation, biological process: signal transduction. The record is from RefSeq and is a predicted model, not a curated record. The transcript is spliced from 7 exons. Gene Ontology annotation, molecular function: protein binding. The coding region runs from base 924 to 1664 and encodes 246 amino acids. NCBI's taxonomy places the organism in Eukaryota, Metazoa, Mollusca, Bivalvia, Ostreida, Ostreidae.
GUAACACUGGCAUAUGGUUUUCCGUCUUUCUUUCUGUUGUUCUUCAUUGGAAAACCGAAUUGAUCUCUCAAACCACUGAACCGAAUUCGAGCAAACAGACCACAAAGCAUCUUUAGUGAUAUGUGAUUGUUGUCUGAUGGAAGAAAGGGCCACGCCUUCUGCCAAUAGGGAUAUUUGAGGAAUAUUGUGAAGCUUAUGGUAUUGUUUAUAAAUCGUCCUCUCAAGAACCUAUGCACCACCAAAAAAAAAAUGCGAGGGGUUACAUAAAAUAUUAAAUUAAAACAACUGUUUCAUUUUUUCAAAUCAUUUCGUUGUAAACCAGGAUGGAGCAUUAAUGAGGGGUCGAAUAUUUAUGAAACUAUGGGCAGAAAUGUCUUUAAAUGUUUUUUUCUCAAUAGGGCAAAAUUUAAUACUUUUAUGAUUGUAUGAUGCAGAAAUCCACUUGUGGUAUAUAUUAAGAUUUGUAGAAAAAUAUGAACCAAUACUCCGUUAUUUUAAUUUCUAUUAAGAGUAUAUGAAGAGUCAGUUUUGUUAAAAUUGUGAAUGUUGAGUUCGAAGGGUGAUUUACGUUUGACAUGUGAAUAUGUAGAGGACGUCGUGAAAAUAUAUUCAACUGAAGAAAACGCUGACAAAUAUUCACAUGAAGAUGCAAGAAACUCCAUGUCUUGUAGAUCCCACUUAGUUUAAAUAAUCCUUUCUGAGGGUAAAUUCCAGGUGGAUUCGUGCCCCUUCGUUGAAUGUGAUAUCGCGAUGCAGUUUUAAAGCUGUUCAUAUUGCAGGGGCUCUUUUAAUAAUUACGAUGUGUAUGUAUCUACGGACAUGCAGUGGAGAAUUAAAAUUCGUGAACAUUUUAUUAACAUUUUUUUUUUCAAAAUGAAUAAUUGUAACCUGUAAUUUCUCUUUAUCUAGAAUAUGGUGUGAAAAUGGAUGAGUAUGAGAAUCCAGAAGCAUGUAAAUUUAAACAAAUUAUGAUUCCAGCUGUAGAAUAUACACCUCUUAACGAAUCGCAAAGUCCAAUGUAUGAAAUUUUUAUUAUCUACUCGAAGAAGAUUAAGGAUGUUGUUCGAGAAAGCCCUAAUCUUCCUCUUUUAUCUAAGAAAAUUAAUAACGAAAAUUGUAUGACAACGGAUAUUAGAAACGAAAAAAAAUCAAGGAAUCGUAAAAGGAGAAUAGAAAAUUUUCGAGGUUCAGCUUUCCAAAAAGCAUUAAAUCUUCAAAAGAAAGAUGAAUCAGAGCCCAAGAAAAAAAUUAUAAAGAAACAAAAAUACGCCGGUAAAAUAAGAAAGAAAAGAUAUACGAAGAUAAAAGGGAAUACUUAUUUUCAUCCGGACCAGCAAGAGAAGAAUGUAAACAAAGAUGGAAAACGUCCAAGUCCAACUGAUACUCUUGGAAGACCACCGACAGAUGAAGAGCUUGUCUUGAUCAGCGGAUAUAUUGGAAAUAAUUUCCUUUUAUUGGGAGUUUUGCUGGGGUUAGAAAACAUCAAAAUCCAACAAAUAAUAAUGAGUUUCCACGCAAGUGGUGUGCAGACCCAAAUUUUUCAAAUGCUCGCCACUUGGAAAAUGGCAAAGGGGAGACAAGCCAGUGUAAAGAAGCUCCUAGAUGCCAUUGAAGUCUUCAAAGAUGUCGAUUUUGAGGAAAUAAAAAGAGUUUUCAAGCUCUGACUCAAAUCAAUUGUGGACAUUUGAACUUGUGUACUUAUCGGGUUCAGAAUGGACAUUUUAUUUGAUUUAUUUUAAUUUAUUUUAAAUUUGGACUAUAUUCAUAACAUAAUUAUUUUAGUUAUAAAGGAGGCUGGGGGGGGGGGGGGGGGGGUCAACAAAUUAACCACAAAUUAACCACUAGAUUUAACUUAAUUUUUUAGAUAUGAUAUCUUAAGCUGUCAACUAUCAUUUGGCAAAGAAAAAUUUCAAAAGUUUUAGUUUUAAAAUUUGAUCAUUUUCUAUAUCUUCAUAUGGAGCUCUUCUUCUAAAGGAGAUCAAUAUAGUCUAAAAAUGGCCACAACCCCCAGCCUCUUUAAUAUUGACAGUAAAAUAAAAUAAAAGUUUGUUAAAUGUACAUGUAUAUACAUUGUUUGUGUACCACAUGCAGUGAUUUUAUAACUGGAAAAGAGACUUUAACAGCAUGAACUAUAAUUAUAUUGUAAGAUCAAAUUGGAUAUUGUUACUGAACUAUAAUUUUGUUAACACAUGUAAACACAAAAAACAAUGGAAUUGAUCAGAAUAGACCAAUUAAGCCCAUCGAUACUAAGCAAUAGAAUUUGAAUGGAAAUGUAAAGUUACUAAAUUAAGAUUCUUGAUUAUGAGUAAUAAGAUUGGGAAUUUUGAAGCAGAUAAGUAAAAGAGCCUAGGGCUAGAACUCCUGUGGUGCAGAGAUGGAGACUGAGUCCAUAAAUAUUAUUAAUGAAGGUAUAUCUGGAUUGGAGGGUGGUGCCAUGUUGGGGUUCAUAGGUCAACGGACAGACCUACGAACUAAGCGUAGGUGUUAUAUAUGGCAAUGUUAAGUCAGUCAAUGAAAAGUAUUUUAUAUCCGGGACCAUGAAUACCCUCUGAGCACAAAAUACCCUGUUUUGCCAGAAAACGACACUCUAUCCUUCUUUCUUUCGACCAUUCAAUAGGCAUCCAUUGACUUUUUGGAUUACAAUUUGGACUCUAAUUUUUAGUACCUCACCUUAAUUACUGCUUUUGGAGUUUUAGUUCUACGCUCUUCUGAAAUAUUUGGGGCAGAUCUUAACAACUGUGCUAUAACCAGUGUAUUAGUCUAUUCUGAUGAAAUUUCAGAAACUAGCAUUUUAAAAUCUAUACGAUCACGGUAGUUUAAUAAA